Molecule: messenger RNA, 942 nt
Organism: Peromyscus eremicus (cactus mouse)
Lineage: Eukaryota; Metazoa; Chordata; Mammalia; Rodentia; Cricetidae
Product: zinc finger and SCAN domain containing protein 4D-like
Exons: 4
Coding region: 1-942 (313 amino acids)
Cellular component (GO): nucleus
Source: RefSeq, a predicted model, not a curated record
AUGGCUUCACAGCACAACAACUCUUUUAAACCCCAGUCACCAGAAAGUGGCCUUGUAUUAGAAAACAGGAACUUCCUUCCAAGCCAGGAUACUUCUCUACAGUGGGAAGAAGAUAUCUGUAACUUCUCAACUGCUCAGCUCAACUUUCCCACAAAUGACAAUGGUUACUGUGCAAAGCAGGAACUGCAAGCAAUGUGGAAGUGGUUUACCUCCUGGUUGAAGCCAGAAAAGAGUAGCAAGGAGCAGAUGAUUUCUCAGCUGGUCUUGGCUGAGUUUCUCAAAACUGGGCACUACAAGGACAAGUCUGUCUUGAAAGAGAAGUGGGAAUCAAAUGGCAGAAACCUGGGGAGAUUCAUGGAGGAUCUGACUGAUGAGUGCUUGAAGCCUCCCAUCAUGGUUCACACCUCCAUGCAGGGGCAGGAAGCCCUCUUUUCUAAGAACAUGUCUUUAGAAGAAACCAUCAACCUUUUGAAAGAGCAGCAAUCAGCAAGAAGUUCAAUACAAGAGAGUGCAAAGACACCCUUGCCAAUCCCCCAAGACAUGUUAUUGACAACAGGACAUGAAGACUGGGAAGAUAGCCAAAACAAUGGCUGGAGCAAUAGUGAUGUAAAUGAUGGGGAUAGUCGUCCUGGAAAUGAGAUGGACUCCCUUUCCCUUAUCCAACAAGUUCAGUUUAAUGAACCUAAAGACAGAAGUGUUUCUGAUGGAAAUCCUCUGGAUUUAAGCAGAACAAACCUGAGAGUACAUAAGGUCAUACACCAGGAAAAUAAACCUUUCGAAUGUAGUACAUGUGGAAAGUCUUUCAGCAAUCAAACCAAUCUGAAAGCUCAUGAGAGGAUUCACACAGGAGAGAAGCCCUACACCUGCUCCCUGUGUAACCGUAGCUUCCGCCAGUCAUCCACAUACCACCGUCACCGGAGGAAUUGCCACAAAGCAGACUGA